This is a messenger RNA of Acinonyx jubatus (cheetah), 1239 nucleotides long. It is a transcript of the gene FABP7, whose product is annotated as fatty acid binding protein 7. The transcript is spliced from 4 exons. Gene Ontology annotation, cellular component: cytosol; nucleus. Lineage: Eukaryota; Metazoa; Chordata; Mammalia; Carnivora; Felidae. Bases 774 to 1172 code for a protein of 132 amino acids. Gene Ontology annotation, molecular function: fatty acid binding. The record is from RefSeq and is a predicted model, not a curated record. Gene Ontology annotation, biological process: fatty acid transport.
ACAAUGGAUCUUUAAAUUAACUCAGUUUGUGCUGGGAAGAGGCCAAAAUUAGUUAGUGUCCCAUUGAUACUCAGUUGGAGUAGCCUUCUAGUUGUACAAUCUAGGGAAGGCAUUCACACCUCCUCCUCCUCUUCAUUUCCUAGUUUGGAACAUUCUGGCUUGUGUUUUGCUCUCCCUGUAAAUAUGAGAGAAAAUAAAAGACACUAUUCAGCCUCCUUUGUCUGAAAAGUCUGGCAGUUCAGUGGUUUUCUUUAAAGGGGGCCCUCAUUUGUAACCAGCUUUGCCAUUAACGGAAAUCAAUCUGAAUGUCCUAUUGUGCAUCUUUUUUCUUUCCUCACAGUCUGAACUUGUCUUUGCCAAGUUUUCGAGCUGAACCUGAAAGACCCUCUCUCAUUUUCCCCGUUCCCUGCCUCCAGCCCCAUUGACUCCUAGCACAGCUUUCUCAGGGAGAAGGGCUGCAGAGUGUGGAUAAGGAGGAACUCGACCUACUCCGCUAACCCAGUGGCCUGAGCCAAUCACAAAGCGGAUUGGAACCUCAUUUGAGCCCCCCUUCCCACCCCCUUCCCCUGGCAACAGCCUCCAGUAAAGGGGGACAGUGGAAGGGUGUGUUUGCAAUUCAAAUCCUUGGCUUUCUGCCUGCAUCUUUUCCAAAUAAGAAGGCAGGAGCUGCUGUGAGGUGCAAAGGGGCCUUCAGAAUUGCAGUGGCAAUAAGAUCCAGAGAUCCUCCCUCCUGUCUCUUUUAUCUGUCUUCAAAGCAAAAGGAAAGGGCAAGGAUGGUGGAGGCUUUCUGUGCUACCUGGAAGCUGACGGACAGCCAGAACUUUGAUGAGUACAUGAAGGCGCUAGGUGUGGGCUUUGCCACUAGGCAGGUGGGAAAUGUGACUAAACCAACAGUGAUCGUCAGUCAGGAGGGGGACAAAGUGGUCAUCAGGACACAAAGCACAUUCAAAAACACAGAGAUUAGUUUCCAUCUGGGAGAAGAGUUUGAUGAAACCACUGCAGAUGACAGAAACUGUAAGUCUGUUGUUAGCCUGGAUGGAGACAAACUUGUUCAUGUACAGAAAUGGGAUGGCAAGGAAACAAAUUUCGUAAGAGAAAUUAAGGAUGGCAAAAUGGUUAUGACUCUCACUUUUGGUGAUGUGGUUGCUGUUCGCCACUAUGAGAAGGCAUAGAAAGGUUCCUGAUCUGGGGUUCGAAAAGCUCUACAAUUUUUCUAUUUACUCAAGUCUCAGUGUUAUG